UUCUGUGUCGUCGAAAUCAAGGCCCAGGCUUUAAACGGAGAAAACAACAAGUCCAUCUUCUCAGUAAGACAGUAACUAAUCUCGCCGGGUAUGGGGUUAUGGACUUUCAUUCAAGGCAUGUUGCUGGUUGCAAACGGAUUGGCGAUUCUGAAUGAGGAUCGGUUUCUUGGUCCGAGAGGUUGGACCAUGCUAGAAGUUCAAAGAGGGAAUAGGAGUACGAUGAAGGGGCAGCUUAUAGGGCUGAUUUACGCAUGCCAGUACUUCAGAUUUUUGCUGAUACUCAUCAACUUCAUUACCAUUAUUCUCAAACUCGUAUAUGGUUGAGGGUUUGUGUUUGUAAUUCAAGAAUCUUUGCUGGGUGUCUGUGUUUGAUUUCUUUGUGCAUAGACUUUUAGUCCCAAAUGAAAUUUCAGGAAAAAGGGUCGUUGAAUCUGUUAGCAGGCUUGUAUGUUAUGAGAGUGCUUUCGAUCCAUGGCUUUGUUGUUGUAUACUAGAUAUUGUUUCUGAAUUGAAUAUCAGUUUCAAGAGUUGGCUGUUUCGUAUGA
This is a messenger RNA of Argentina anserina (silverweed cinquefoil), 545 nucleotides long. RefSeq names its product protein transport protein yos1-like. NCBI's taxonomy places the organism in Eukaryota, Viridiplantae, Streptophyta, Magnoliopsida, Rosales, Rosaceae. Gene Ontology annotation, biological process: endoplasmic reticulum to Golgi vesicle-mediated transport. Gene Ontology annotation, cellular component: Golgi membrane; COPII-coated ER to Golgi transport vesicle; endoplasmic reticulum membrane. Bases 91 to 324 code for a protein of 77 amino acids. The transcript is spliced from 2 exons. The record is from RefSeq and is a predicted model, not a curated record.